UUUCGCCGUAAUACUCGCCACAUGACUGGAGAUGGUCGGCCUCAGUUGAUAAUUUCCCGUAACAUUAACGAACUCCACAGGGUUGCUGUAAAUGAUUUACGAUUCCAUAGAUCACUAGACUCGCUGAUGGGCUUUUUGUGUACACCCGUGCUGGUGACGAGCCUCUGAUGAUGAAGUUCAGACAGAGAAUCGCGUGGUUGAUGGUGGUCUUCUUCCUGGGAGGCUCGUUCUCUGUACUGUACUAUUUGUUUGAAAUAAGUGAGCAUUACAACCAGUUUGCCCUGGAACACACGAAUACCUUCCACAAACCGAUUGAGAUCGAAGCUGCAAUCAAUCAUAAAGAAGUGAAAAAGGCAAAAUCGGAGGAUAAUGAAAAAGGGGAAAUAACACAAUCAGGACCUGCAUGGCACCAUAUCAUAGACGUCCCAGUGGCCGUGUGGUUUGUGUUGUUCCUGUUGCCAUAUCUACAGAUAUUUUUCAUGAUUUUGGCCUGUACAAAGCCUGAACCUAAAAUGAGCCUGGCUUUUCAGUGGCCUUGUCGGAUAUAUUUAAAAUACCAACAAUUUGUCCGAGGUCCUGCUGACAAACCUUACAGUAUGGGAAUCAAUUCAACUGUACAGACAAAUGGACACAUGGUUUUCAACACAUGACCCAGGCCAACAUAAUACGAUGACAUCAUUUUCACUGUGAUAUCAUUUUUAUCAUGCCGCAUCCAUGGAACACUCUUUUCAUCAAUGCAAGUGCUACUCGAUAUACAAGUUGUGUAAAUUUUUCAAGAGUAAAUCAGUUUUUUUUUUUUUUUCAUUUUUCCAUAAUCAUCAUGAUUAUGAAUAUGCUACUGUUUGCACCGUGUGCAUAUCAGAAUUGACCAUAUGAAUAACUUGUAAUUAAGGAAAUACAACUGUAUUUGGGUGUGGAA
This is a messenger RNA of Pecten maximus, 919 nucleotides long. RefSeq names its product transmembrane protein 251-like. The transcript is spliced from 2 exons. The record is from RefSeq and is a predicted model, not a curated record. Lineage: Eukaryota; Metazoa; Mollusca; Bivalvia; Pectinida; Pectinidae. Bases 168 to 650 code for a protein of 160 amino acids.